Molecule: messenger RNA, 1386 nt
Organism: Paramuricea clavata
Lineage: Eukaryota; Metazoa; Cnidaria; Anthozoa; Malacalcyonacea; Plexauridae
Source: the annotation of a GenBank genome assembly
AUGGAUAGCAUGGGGAAAAAUGAUAUAAACGUCGUUCCGGACUCUGGAAUCUCACUCUCUUGGAACAGCGCCGCCGAAGCAGCAUUCGAAAAUUUUAACAUCACGACGGCAAUAGGGAAUAAUUUAGAAUGGCAAGGGACCUAUCUUGGCGAAGGAGCUUUUGGCAAAGUGAUUAAGGUAAAACAUCGAACAGACAAUCACUACUAUGCUGUAAAAUUGAUGUCAUGUAUCCCAGGAAUACGAGAAAAAUACCAAGAACGCGAACUAAAAUUGCUGACUGAACAAGUGUCUUCACCCACGACCAACAUGAAUAUCGUCAAGUAUUAUGACAGUUGGAAAUGCACAGUGACAACAUUACCUUACCUGUGUAUACAAAUGGAACUUUGUGAUAUUAGCCUUGAAACUCUGCUGCAGACGCAAAAAGGGGUCGUUGACGAUUCACUUUUUUAUUGGAAUCUUUUCCCUCAGAUUUUACGUGGUUUAGAAUACCUUCACAAUACGAUUUCUUGGGUGCACAGAGACAUCUAUCCACCAAAUAUUCUGCUGGCAAUUCCAGAACACGUCGACCAACCUAUACAUUUAAGAGUGGUUAAAAUUGCUGAUUUUGGUCUAGCCAGAAAGCUUGGUGAAUCAUCUCUUAUUGUUUCUGAUCCACCAGAGGAAGUACUUUCUGCUGUUGGAAACAAGCUCUACCGAGCACCUGAGAUGAAGCCAAAAAAGAAACCUGAUUCUGACACUGGUACAGAGAAUCCUGAUCCUGAUAACAGUACAAAACUAAUUUAUGAUUUUAAAGUUGAUAUGUAUAGUGCAGGUCUGGUUUUGUAUCGUAUGUGCUGUUACUUUGAAAAUUAUAAAGCUAUCACAAGUGAACUUCAGAGGAUACAGGAUGGUGGAUUUUUCGACAAAGACAAGCUGUCCAAUCAACAUGAUAUUUUGUAUCAAUUGCUGGAUGGCCUUUUGAAGCAAAACCCUGAAGAGCGGCUAAGUGCUUUGCACGCCCUUGCCUGUUUUGAAAUGUCUUCAUCACCUCUAUUGCAAGACACACAACUAUCAGCAUCUUCUAAACGAUUACCUCCAGAUUUUUUCUCUGAAACUGAUGGGCCCAAGACUCCAAAAGUUUUGGCCAGAAAAAGCUCUUCCUCACGUUAUGUUCGUGUUCAUAGCAAUCAUGCAAGUAGCUAUGAUGCAUUGUUAACAUGCUUAAUUGAAGAUCUUGAAAUCAAUGACAUUGAAUGUUUUGAUAUAUUACUUGAGGAAUCUGACUGUCGGCAAAAAAUUAGGAACAGCAGAGAUUGGGAGAUAUUGCUGUCCAGUGCCAACGAAAGAAACUGUGCAGUGAAAUUGGUUGUUGAACCAAAGAGUGAGGAGGAACCUGACUUAUGCUGA